Molecule: messenger RNA, 1591 nt
Organism: Phodopus roborovskii (desert hamster)
Lineage: Eukaryota; Metazoa; Chordata; Mammalia; Rodentia; Cricetidae
Gene: Znf16
Product: zinc finger protein 16
Exons: 1
Coding region: 73-1443 (456 amino acids)
Biological process (GO): negative regulation of transcription by RNA polymerase II; regulation of cytokine production; regulation of immune system process
Source: RefSeq, a predicted model, not a curated record
AACUGGAAUGUCUCUGAAGGAGAGAGCCUUGUAUAGCCCCUCUACUGGGAGGGAGAUGUCACAUCAGUGACCAUGUUCCUUAAGGGCCCUUUAGGAGAGAAAGAUCUGAUUUGUAAUGGUUUUGACAAAAACAUCAGUUUGAGCCGGAGUCCAUUAGUGUGUCAGGGAAUCUCUACAGAAGAGAGGCCACACCCAUGCUACUCUCCAGAGAACUUUCAGCACAGUACAGACCUAACUGGCCGGGAGGGGUUUCCUACACUUGAAAGCCCAUUCAUAUGUAUUGGUUGUGGGAAAACAUUCAGAGGAAGCCUUGACCUUGUUCGGCAUCAGAGAGCCAACUUUGGAGAGAAGUCUUUUAUGUGUUCUGAAUGCAGAAUAUCCAUUAGCCAGCACUCUGUUCUUAAAAACCACUGGCAACCUUACCUAAAUGUGAAACCCUGCCAACGUGGCAAGUAUACCAAAGUGUUUCAGGGGCACAGAGACUUUGCAAGGCAUCAGGUUCACCAACACAAUGAGUUUUAUGUGUGUAAGGAAUGUGGGAAAGCCUUCAGCCAGAACUCAAGCCUUAAAAAACACCAAAAGUCCCACAUGAUUGAAAAGCCUUAUGAAUGCAGUGGAUGUGGAAAGGCUUUCAGGAGGAGCUCAAACCUCAUCCAGCAUCAAAGAAUCCAUUCUGAAGGAAAACCGUAUAUAUGCAACCAGUGUGGGAAAGCCUUCAGGCACACCUCAAACCUCAUUAAACACCACAGAAUUCACACGGGUGAGAAGCCUUUCGAGUGCAAUGAGUGUGGUAAAGCCUUUAGCCAGAGUGGACACCUCAGGAAGCAUCAGAGGGUUCACACUGGAGAGAAACCAUUUGAGUGUAAUGAUUGUGGCAAGUCAUUCAGUCGCAUCUCAAACCUCAUUAAGCAUCACAGAGUUCAUACUGGAGAGAAACCUUACCAAUGCAGUGACUGUGGGAAAGCAUUUAGCCAGAGUUCUAGCCUUAUUCAGCAUCGGAGAAUUCACACUGGAGAGAAGCCUCAUGUGUGCAGUGUGUGUGGGAAAGCCUUUAGUUACAGUUCUGUGCUCAGGAAGCACCAAAUAAUUCAAACAGGAGAGAAGCCGUACAGGUGCAGUAACUGUGGGAAGGCCUUCAGCCACAGCUCAGCUCUCAUCCAGCAUCAAGGUGUGCACACUGGAAACAAGCCCUAUGAGUGCCACGAAUGUGGAAAGACCUUCAGUCGUAGUUCCAACCUUGUCCUUCACCAUCGAGUCCACACUGGAGAAAAACCUUAUGAAUGUGCUGAAUGUGGGAAGACCUUCAGCCAAAGUUCAACCCUCAUUCAGCACCAGAGGAUUCACAAUGGGUUAAAACCUCAUGAAUGUAGCCAAUGUGGCAAAGCCUUCAACCGAAGCUCGAAUCUCAUCCACCACCAGAAAGUUCACACUGGGGAGAUGUAAGGAGUACUGUUUUUCUGCCUGCCGCCGCUGGUCUUGUCCCGCGGCCGCGCCAGCCCCAAAUAACACACAGAGACUCUGUAUUUGAUACUAUGCUGUUGGCCCGGUUACUUGUUUCUUAUCGGCUAGCUCUGCCUUAAUUAUUAACCCA